Molecule: messenger RNA, 666 nt
Organism: Diaporthe citri
Lineage: Eukaryota; Fungi; Ascomycota; Sordariomycetes; Diaporthales; Diaporthaceae
Exons: 1
Coding region: 1-666 (221 amino acids)
Source: RefSeq, a predicted model, not a curated record
AUGGACGCCCGUGCCCUCCUCACGUCCCAAGGGUGGCGGGGCACUGGCCAUUCACUGCACAAGUCCGACGACUCGAUCGGCCUGGCCAGGCCCAUCCUUGCGUCGCGAAAAGACAACACACGCGGAAUCGGCCGAAAGAGCCAUGUCACAAGCGAUCAGUGGUGGCUGAAUGCGUUCGACGAACAGCUGAAGAGUCUCGACACUUCCAACAAGACCAGCAUCGUGCAGACCAAGAAAAACACCAAGUUGGACGGCCUUCUGACGGCCGGCGCGGGGAAGUACAAGGGCGCGAAUGCCCUGUACGCAUGUUUCGUCAGCGGUGGGAUGCUUGAAGGCUCGCUGAAAUGGGAUCCAGAGGGCGAAUCGACGGACGCGACACCCGAGGCCGAAGCCGCUCCAGUAAGAACGGAGACCAAGGAGGAGCGCAGGGCCAGGAGGGCGGAAAAGAAGAGGAGGAAGGCUGAGAAGUCGGCCAGGAAACUGGCCAAGAAAUCGGCGGCGGCUGCCAAACCUGUUGAGAGAAAGGACAAGUCCAAAAAGGACUCGAAGAAGAGCUCAAAAAAGGGCGCAACACCAGAAACGAACGAGGAACGUCGGGCUAGGAAAGAGGCGAAGCGAAAACGAAGGCAGGACGAAGAGAAGCGCACGAAAUCCGAGGACGGUUGA